CUCGGUCGCCAUCGAAGUGCGUGACGAUGGAUCUGUUCCGAGGCAAAACCUUGCUCAAGAAAGACGGCACCACCAUGUCGGCCGACGGCGCGCUGCGCAACAAGCGGCUCAUCUGCAUCUACUUCGCGGCGCAGUGGUGCCCGCCGUGCCGCGUCUUCACGCCGCUGUUGGCCCGUGCCUACCGCAAGGCCAAGGACGAAGGGCUGCCCAUCGAGGUAGUGUUUGUGUCGUCGGACCGAAACGUUAACGACAUGACCGCUUACGUGAAGAGCGACCACGAAGACUGGCCUUCGCUUCCUUACGGAGACGCGCUGCAGGCCGGUCUCAGGGCCCGGUACAAGGUGGCCGGCAUACCUACGCUGGUGGUGGUCAAGGCGGACGGGGCGCUCGUGAGCGCCAACGGCAGGCCCGACGUCCAGACCAAGGGCUCCAGGGCGUUCAAGGACUGGCUAAGCUGCAUAUGAACCUGCAAAGGAGCCCAACGGAAGGCGUCGUGACAAAUAACCACUUGUGUUUUGAUAGAAA
Molecule: messenger RNA, 525 nt
Organism: Rhipicephalus sanguineus (brown dog tick)
Lineage: Eukaryota; Metazoa; Arthropoda; Arachnida; Ixodida; Ixodidae
Product: nucleoredoxin-like protein 2
Exons: 3
Coding region: 27-464 (145 amino acids)
Biological process (GO): sensory perception; photoreceptor cell maintenance
Source: RefSeq, a predicted model, not a curated record